Molecule: messenger RNA, 5620 nt
Organism: Polyodon spathula (Mississippi paddlefish)
Lineage: Eukaryota; Metazoa; Chordata; Actinopteri; Acipenseriformes; Polyodontidae
Product: protein NDRG2-like
Exons: 16
Coding region: 240-1430 (396 amino acids)
Biological process (GO): signal transduction
Cellular component (GO): cytoplasm
Source: RefSeq, a predicted model, not a curated record
UGCACGAUGACAGCUGAUUUUUUUUUUUUCUUUGGUUGAAUUUUGAUCCUUGCGCAUGUGUCUUUGUUUUCGUUUGUCAGGACAUUACCUCAGCUGAUGUUGUUUACGUUCGUCUCGGACACACAGACUUACUUGAAAGCUAAUUAAGAACCCGUGCAUAUUGUUUCGUAACAAAACGCAUUCCAAAAUGCAUAAAUAAAGUAGUUUUUCGUGUUAUUUGUGAGAUAUUUAGUUCUUAAAUGUGUUUUGAAUGGUUGUAUAGGACGGGGAUUGUAAGGAAAGUGUCAGACGUGAUGACAGAAACCAGCAGUGAUCGAGUCACCAUGACGACAGAACUGCAGGAAAUUGCCAUCCCGGAAGAGAAGCCUUUACUUCUGGGUCAGCUGGAUCAAACAAAGGAAGCUGAAAUCGCUGCUCGGAUCUUAUUGGAUCAGGGGCAGGAGCAUACCAUUGAGACUCCCUACGGGCUGGUCCACGUGACCAUUCAGGGAUCCCCUAAAAACCUGCGCCCCGCCAUCGUCACCUACCAUGACGUGGGAUUGAACCAUAAGAGCUGCUUCGGCCCGCUGUUCAGAUUCGAGGACAUGCAGGAGAUCACCAAGAACUUCGUGGUGUGCCACAUCGACGCCCCGGGACAGGAGGACGGGGCGGCAGCCUUCCCACCCGGCUAUCGGUACCCAUCCAUGGAUCAGCUGGCUGAGAUGAUCCCAUGCAUUCUGGAGUACUUCAAUUUCUGCAGUAUAAUCGGAAUAGGGGUGGGAGCAGGAGCCUAUGUCCUGUCCAGAUACACACUCACCUGCCCUGACUCUGUGGAGGGUCUGGUUCUCAUCAACGUAGAUGCCUUUGCCAAAGGCUGGAUGGAUUGGGCAGCUGAGAAGUUGACCACCUUAACCUCCUCGUUGACCGAGAAAAUCCUUGGCCAUCUUUUCAGCCAGGAGGAGCUGUGUGCUGGCACUGAACUUGUGAAGACCUACAAGAAGAUAAUCUCCCAGACUCCCAACCUGUACAAUAUUGAGCUGUUCUGGAAUAUCUACAACAGCCGCAGGGAUCUGAACAUUGCCCGAGGAAGCACUCUAAAGUGUCCAGUCAUGCUGGUGGUUGGAGAUCAAGCCCCUUAUGAAGAAGCUGUGGUGGCGUGCAAUGCUAAGAUGGACCCCACACAGACCUCCUUUCUCAAGAUGGCUGACUCUGGUGGACUCCCACAGCUCAGCCAGCCCAGUAAAAUGGCUGAAGCCUUCAAGUACUUUGUACAGGGAAUGGGUUACAUACCAUCAGCCUGCAUGACCCGGCUGUCCCGUUCGCGCACCACCUCUCUCUCCAGCUCCUACUCCAUGGACGGGAGACGCUCCCGUUCCCGCACCCUGUCCCAGGGCAGCGAGGCAGCACAGCCAGCCUCAACGCUCCCCCAAACCACGGAGGGGUCCUGCUAGAGGAGCCGAGGAACCACAGCGCCCCGGCUGGCCAGCCACCUCCUCUGCCAUCGAAGGCUGUCUGCUGCUUUCAUGCAGAGGACUGCAGAUCAACACAGCUGCUCCAGAGGAUUUCAAAUACGGUUUUUCAUUGAGAGGGGAGAGAUCACGUGAUAAAUAUUUUAGGGUCUCCACUUAUGUUUUGGUUUCGGUUUUCUUCCAAGUACUCAAGGAGCUAUCGUGUUUUAAAGACCUACAAAGACACACAAAAAAAUGCUAUUUUAUUGUUUUUUUGUUUGUUUUCCUGUGUCCUCUCUCCGUGUUUGUGAUUUUUACAGUGGAUCUGGAUAAUAAUUGGUGCUGCUUUUCCCAAUGAGGGCUGUAAUGGGGGUUUUGGUAAAUGUGAACACGUGAGCAGGCAAAUAAUAUACAACAAGCAGCCCAAGAAAUUUUCUAAAGCUUUUUUUUUCUGUGGUUUGCAAUAAAAUAGAAAUUCCACCUGCUAUACCUAGCUGGUCACCCAUAAGACAAAAAAAAAAUCAGUCAGGAAAAUAUCUUUCCCUUCGGAUGAGGAGUAAAACCAAGGUCCUAUUGUAAGUGACUCUGCAGCAGCGGUUGCAAUGCAUAGUUCCCAAGUCUCUUUAAGUCGCUUAGGACAAAAGCAUCUGCUGAAUGAUUAAUUAAAAAGGGAUUGUAAUCUCAGUGUUACCCUGAAGAAAACCUAUCUAGGGGAACCAUUUGCAGACCACAGGGGGUUUGGAUCAGAUGUACAGUAGUGGCCCUGCUUGGACAGCACACUACAACGGGAAUGUGUGUAUUUGUCUACACAAUCGAUCUCAUUUCUAAAUACAAUACCGUUCCCAAUGACAGUGUUAGUGUAGCCAGCGAUUCGCAAAUUAUCCGUAUAGAACUUCAAAAAAGGGAAUUCUGCUUUAUUUCCUUUUUCAAAAACAGGAAAUGGCUCAUCUUUUUUUCUAAUGUAAUAUGCACACAUUUUCUGGAAAUGCGAUACAUUUGUCACGUUUACAAGCUGGCUGCCUAUUCUGUUAUUUUUGAACUGCUGCAAACCAGUAUCUGGCGCCCUCGUGUGGCUUCACAGAGACAUUGCAUGUAAGGGUUCAGUAAAGGAGGGUUACAUUAUGUUUCUCUUGUGAUACCAUUGCCCCUUUGAACAAAGCAAAUGAACAUUGUAGUUCCCCAGUCUGUGUGCACUGCCAUUGAAAGGAAUUUCAGAUUCUCAGUAGGAAAUUAAGUUUAGCUGUGACACUGACUAUAAAAAAAACAGGAGAGAAAUAUCUGAAACCAUCACUAAUAAUUAUACAGAUCCGAUCAGUAAAUAUUACGCAAAGCUAAACAAACAAACGUGUGUGUAAUUUUUGUGGUCUUUGAUCUCUUAAUCAUAACAAUGUUAUUCUUGGCGAUAAAAUGAUUAAUAUAUUGUUUUUCUUCCAAUAGAAAUGUGGCACUUUUUUCUUUAGGGAGAGUUGAGGGGGUGGAGAUACCGUUUUUGCUUUUUAAAUGCAUGUCCAUAAAGUAAAUAAUAAGAAUGAUUAUAAUACUUGGUAAAUGUAGCACAUAUCUGGGUUUUUUUUUUUUUUUAUUGAAUUCAAUAAAUUCAAGAAAUUAAGGAGAAAUCAACUAGUGCUUCCAUUAUAUUUGAAGUAAUAUUAUUACAGGGGUCCUGUUGUUGACCUUGUACCAUUUGUAUACCUGCCGUUACUUAGUGUUCUCCCCAUGGUUGGGCUGGUGUGUUUGUCUGUAUAUUUAAGAUCAUGUGUAAAAGUCUGUGGGAGUCAGCAAGUCACUCCUAUAGUGAUACAGUGCUGUAUAGCUGUGCUAUGGUAGCACUAUGGGAACUGACCGCUUUACCGCACUACAGUAACUGCUCUGAGCAAUUGUACUGCUUGGGGUGUCAGUGCCAUUCUUCUCUAUGGAAGUGGCUGUGGUAGCUGCCCGGAGUUAUAUAGGUCUUGCAUGUGCCUCUACCUCCUGGUCAUCCCUUCACACAAGACGGUUCCCAGCAGGUCUAUGCAGCGUCAAUAUCUUCAGAUCUGAUCAAGCCUGCCAGGGGAGAGCACCGUGUGAGGUAUGGGGGGGUGGGAGACUGGCCUGUUCCAUACUGUACUGUUCUGUGCCAUACUGUACUUUUCUGUGCCAUACUGUACUGUGCCAUUAUUGUGCUGUCUUGUCUAUAAGCACCCCUGUGUUUGAGGUCUCUAGAUGAAAUCACACUUGGCCAGUGGCGGACAACGAAUUUUGAAAGCACUGUUGCAAAGAUCUGGUUUAAAUCCAGGAAGCAAGAUCAGUCACUCCAUUUAAUUUCCUAGUUUACAUUUUUUAAAGGUUACUUAAAGGAAUUUUGCUGUUUUACAAAAAAAUUCUCCUAGGCUGCAAUUCCACCCCAAGACAGCUGUGGCAGCGUUGUCUAACGACUGCUAAACAGCUCCCCCUGAAGUUUGAAAAGGGCACACAUUCGAACACCAAGCAGUGGAGACCAGGAAAAUUAUUUUGCACACAUCUAAAAGUCUGGGGAGUAUCCAGUAAUUAUUUUAUGAUAAUUUCACUUGCGUGACCUUGUUAAAUAUGCUUGAUAAUUGCUAGAAGUUGUUUUAAUUGCAUAAACACAGUACAUUGGACCAAAAUACUCUGAGUUUUAAAUGCAGUAAAACCUCAAAACAUCAUGAACACUUGCAGAAAAACACUACGUCCCCCCCCCCCCCCCCCCCGAGAGAAAGUUUGGUUCCUCCCGGGCCAGCUUGAGCCAUCAAGACAGAACUGCAUGUUUCCUCAACCCUGAAGCUGGGGGAACAUGAAGCCACUUUGUGGUUUUGAACAUGGUUUCAGGAGACUGGGUUUCAGGUCUCAUGGGGUUUGAUACAGCAAUCUCAAACUCGGUCUCCUGGAUCUAGGUUUCAAGCCACUCUUCUUGAAAUAGGUCCCCUCAGCGUAAGAGAAGGAGUGUUAUCUCCAGUCCAGGGCAGGCUUGUGGGACAUUUGCUAAAACUGCACUGUUGUUUGAUGUGCACAAACAUUUUAUUUUUUUGAAAGCGUUCUAAGCUGAAACCAAAAGCUUGUUUAUGGAGCCAACACUAAAAACAAUCUUUAAAAAAUAAAUGAAGAAGUAACAAUCAGAGAUCUGCAGCAUUCCUUCCAAAAUCUGUGGCACCACUUGGAGUGAAAACAAUCCAAACCCAAUGCUGUCCUGAGGGCUAGUGGAGUGAGGGAAGGGUUCACAGUGCUUUCUGCACCUGUCUCUUUUUUCUAACUCCAGUGUUGGGCUGUGUAAGUCUGCUCCGGAGUUUCUGUGGACGAUUUAUCUUUUUGUUUUCUCUAGCAGUAAAGCAAUGGGAGUUUCAGUAGGAUAGCUACUAGGCGAAUGAGCUAUGUUUCAGCUUGAGCACAGGACAAGGGAUAAGAUACAAUAAAUAAUACCAUUCUGCUUUAACUUCAUAUUAAUGUAGAUCACUGGGUAAGAUUGGAACAGAGUUUCAAUACCAGUUAAGUCCCAAUAGGUCAAUAACCUAUGAGAUUGCAAUAUCUCCAGGCUAGUAUGCAUUUGCUAUAUUAGACUUUUCUGAUUUGGGGUGUUCCUGGUUUCUCUGGAGCAGGCUUGGAUCUCUGUUUCAGGAUUAAAGCCGCUCUUCCAGAAAAAGUGUCUUUUUCCUUGAGCUUUCGGCUCUCUAAUGAAACAUGGCAAUUGCGCACUGUGUGGGGAAACCAUUUCGGCCAAACCAAUUUUCUAGACCACUGUCAGCAAGUAUUCUUGGCAUAACAGCUGGUGAUAAGGCUCUGUCCUAAAAUACGUUUUGUAAUGGUUCUGCGUAGAUCAUACCAAGAGAAAGACAACUUGACGACAGAACCAAACCGAAGACAUGUUUGCUGUAAACAACAUUACAGUUGCAACCUGUUUAAACAUGCGGCAACCGUCUGGCAUCACAAUAGCUCAGUAUCCACUAAUAACUCAACAGCACACAUCUCAGUAGCCUGUUGUAUAAGUAGUGCCCCUCUACUGUAUCCCUUAUAUGGCUAAAUUGUUUUAACUUUCAAAAUCAAAGUCUUUUUGUACCUUUGUAUGUGUUUCUCUUGUAUCAGAAUGGGAUUCAUUAACAGAUUAAUGUUUUAGAUGUUACCUUUUUUUAGUGUUGGUCAUUAAAACACAUCAUUAAUUAAGCUGUAACAUUUAAAAUUAAACUUGAAAGGGAAAAACUUGA